Notothenia coriiceps (black rockcod) is the source of this 2014-nucleotide messenger RNA. RefSeq names its product lysine-rich nucleolar protein 1-like. Lineage: Eukaryota; Metazoa; Chordata; Actinopteri; Perciformes; Nototheniidae. The record is from RefSeq and is a predicted model, not a curated record. The transcript is spliced from 2 exons. The coding region runs from base 172 to 1755 and encodes 527 amino acids.
GGAAAGAAAAAGGCGGCCUCCAAACUCGACAAGCAAAGCAAGGAGGAGUCAGGGAAAGAAGAUAAGAAGCCAGCUGACCUUAAUGCAAGUAAUGAAAACAAAAAGAAGAGGAGGAAGAAGAAAAAGAAAGUGGGACAGGGAGGAAGUGCAGGUGGUGAGGGAGAUGCAGACAUGCCUGAACACUCAGUGGCUCCAGCUGAAGGAGAAGAGACUGCAGGAGGGCCGCAGUGUGCACCAACGCCACACUUAGAAGAGGCAGCACAGACGCAAGACACUGUGCUCCUCACUGAAGAAAACAAACAGCCUACAGUCACAGCAGAAAGCAGCCUUCCAGCUCCCUGCACCUCUGACAACAAGGACAGCUCUGAAACGCUUGCCCAGAAGAAAGAGGUGGAGACUUGUGAUGUCAGAGCCAAUGUGACGGAGGCCAAGGAGCAGCAGACUCCUGUUGUAACAGAGAGUUCCUCUGAAGGCCCUGCAACAGUCUCUGGGAAGAAGAAGAAGAAGAAGAAGAAGAAGAAGAAGAAGAAGAAGAAGAAGAGUCUGAAAGCAAAGUUACCAACUGAUGAGAUUGCUGAUGAAUCCCUGGACACCGCAGAGGCAGAGAUCACACCAGUAACUAGUGAGGAGUCUUCUGAAAGAAAUGAAACAAUGACAUCUGACACUGAGGGUAAUGCUGUGAGCACAGGAGCAGAUCUCCCAUCAGACUGUCAGCCUUCAAGGCAAGAGGGCCCGACUACUUCAGUCGAGAAGCCAACUGAUUCUACAUCCCAGAAUAACAAGAAGAAGAGUAAGAAAAAGACCCGCAAGGCUGAUGAAGUACCAGCUGUUGAGACUGAGGCACAUUUGGAGGUAGAGGAAAAACACUCUGAAGUUUCAUCAGUCUGUGAGGAAGUAUCACAAGAUGCCUCCACACAGCAGCUUAAAAAAAAUAAAAAUGCCAACCAAGUGGACACAGUUUCACCUGCUGCAGAUGAAAGCACUGUAAAACUGCUGAAAAAGAAAAAUACUCCAAAGGAACCUCAGACUUCAGAGGAAAAGGAUGCAGCAGAGGGAAACCCUCAGGCUAAAGAUGCUGAGUUUAAGAUCACCAUGACAACACCAGCAAAGAAGAAAAAUAAGUUGGCAGCAGCCAAGAUGGAUGAGCAGGAUGAAACCCAUUUACUGGUGGAUGGCUGCGUCGAUGAGCUCCAACCGGAAGGAACUGGAGCUGUGUCUUCCUGUGUGAAAGGUGUGAAGAAGAAGAAGAAGAGAAAGAUCCCAGUGACAUUUGAGUACGAGGCCGAUGAACUGGAGGCUGCAUCCACCAAUGGCCUGGCAGAGAAACCAACUGUCGCCAAGAAGCCCAAAGCAGGCACUGGUUUUGCUAAGCCAUCCAUAUCUAAAAAGUCACAAAAGAAGGCGAAGACUCCCUCAGGCUCUGCGUCUGACCUAAUCACCUUCCAGAUGAACGCUGCAGCCCCCCCGGCUCUGUUCUGCAGCAAGCCGCUGUCCGGCAAGAAGGUAAAGAACAACAGAAGAACUGAACAUCUCACAGAACGCAACAAGACGCUCUUUCAAGAAAGAGAAAUUACUCAGAGUAAGAGUGACAACGUCAAAGAAAAUUAUUUUUGGGUGAACCAUUCUCUUUUGAUUUUGCUAUUUCAGCUGUUGUGUAUUAACCGCUGGUCCGUAAACUCCAGUCCAAAGUUUGUCCUGGUUAUAUAUUUUUCAAAGCUAGGAAUGCACGUCCACAUUGAUGACCUGACAGAUUGAAGAGAAUCUUUAGGUGUACAUUCCCUGAGGCGCUAACCCCUGUAGCUCACCGCUAGCUAGUGUGUGGCAGCAGUACAGAAGCUCUUCAUGAUGAACAGCUGCAGGAGCACCAUGAUGCCAAUAUUACACAAGUAAUUCAUAUUAGCUGCUCAUUUUAGUUUUAUUCUUCUGAAAGCUGAUAUUUAAAUGACUUAACAUUAAAAACAUUGUUAUUAGGGCUGCCUUCCGCUAAAGAUUUUUCUAGUCGACUAGUAGUUGU